CAUGUGACCGCCUCUUCUAUUCAUACCAUAAAAUUAAUUUCUAAAUCAAAAUUAGCAAACCAGCAUGGAAUUAGUAUUUCUCAUCUCUUGUAUUAUUCCUUCUCUAGCAUUUCUUGUUUUUGCAUUCAAAUUUCUAUUCAGCCAUGACAGCAGAUUCAAGAAUCUGCCACCCGGUAGCAUGGGAUGGCCAGUCAUCGGAGAAACCCUGGAAUUCCUGUUUGGCAAGCCGGAAAAUUUUGUGCUCAAAAGAAUGAAAAAAUACUCACCGGAAAUCUUCAAAACCAACAUUCUUGGAGAGAAAACUGUGGUCAUUUGUGGCCCUAAUGGUAACAAAUUUCUCUUCUCCAAUGAGCAAAAACUCUUCACCGUAUUCCGUCCUCAUUCCAUGCAAAAACUCUUCCGUUCUUCCUACCAAACCAAAGCUCCUCCGAAAGAAUCCGAUCUCAAAACGCUCCGAUCCUCGCCGGCGUUUCUUAAACCCGAAGCGUUGGCUAGAUAUCUAGCGAAAAUGGACUCCAUCACACAACAACAAAUGAAAAAAGACUGGGAAGGGAAACAUUCCGCCCAAGUUUUUCCUUUCUCCAAGACCUUGACAUUGAUGCUGGCAUGUAGGUUUUUCUUGGGGACCGAAGACCCCGACCGGAUCGCGAGACUUGUCGAUCAUUUCGACGAUAUUACGAUAGGGUUGCAUUCGAUUACGGUGAAUGUUCCGGGAACUAUAUUCUACAGAGCGAAGCAAGCAGUGAAGGCGAUACGUAAGGAGUUGAUUGAAGUUGUUAAGGAGAAAAAAGAUGCGAUCGCUUCAGGUGCUCCGAUGCAAGAUAUUCUGUCGCAUAUGAUUGUUGCGACUGAUUCUUCCGGUAGUUUUAUGCCGGAGAUUGAGAUUGCCGACAAGAUGAUGGGUUUGUUGACUGCUGGAUAUAGCACUGUGGCUACCUCGAUUACUUUUUUCAUGAAAUAUGUGGGUGAGAGACCUGAUAUUUACAGCAAGAUUCUUCAAGAGCAAAAAGAGAUAGCUUCAGGGAAGAAGGAAGGGGAAAUGUUGCAAUGGGAAGACAUACAAAAAAUGAAAUACUCUUGGAAUGUUGUGAAUGAAGUGAUGAGACUCACUCCUCCUCUUCAAGGCACUUUUAGGGAAGCCAUUACUGAUAUUACUUAUGCUGGCUUUACCAUUCCCAAGGGCUGGAAGAUAUAUUGGACUGUAAGUACAACAAACAAGAACCCGGAAUAUUUCCCAAACCCUGAAGAAUUUAAUCCAUCAAGAUAUGACGAUGACAAAGCAAUUCCACCCUAUGUAUUUGUGCCAUUUGGAGGUGGGCCCAGGAUGUGCCCUGGAAAAGAGUAUGCUCGAUUUGCUAUUCUCACUUUCGUCUUCCACGUCAUCAACAAAUUCAAGUGGGAAUUGGAAAUCCCUAAUGAAAAGAUUAUUGGUGACAUGAUGCCUACUCCUCAAAUGGGUCUUCCAAUUCGCCUUCAACCACUCGACUCUUAAAAGUCCCUCGGUUAAUUGUUUUUAGAAGUCACUAAAUUUAUAAGAUGUUUCUUUUUACUUGUGAAACUUUACUUUUUUUUAUUUUGAUAAUUGAACUGUAAUUUUGUUUCAAUAAAAAGGUUUUUUUUUUGUUUCUAAA
Messenger RNA from Mercurialis annua (annual mercury), 1631 nucleotides. RefSeq names its product beta-amyrin 28-monooxygenase-like. Bases 65 to 1492 code for a protein of 475 amino acids. Gene Ontology annotation, biological process: sterol metabolic process. The record is from RefSeq and is a predicted model, not a curated record. Lineage: Eukaryota; Viridiplantae; Streptophyta; Magnoliopsida; Malpighiales; Euphorbiaceae. Gene Ontology annotation, molecular function: monooxygenase activity; iron ion binding; heme binding. The transcript is spliced from 3 exons.